Molecule: messenger RNA, 534 nt
Organism: Colletotrichum lupini
Lineage: Eukaryota; Fungi; Ascomycota; Sordariomycetes; Glomerellales; Glomerellaceae
Exons: 3
Coding region: 1-534 (177 amino acids)
Source: RefSeq, a predicted model, not a curated record
AUGAUUAUACCGUUCCAGCUGCGUAGACGAUUUCUGAUGUUCAUUCCUAUCAACAGAAUCGCUAUUCUCGACUUUGAUUCAUUGCCUCAAAACUUCAUAAGAGCCCAAUCUACGUUUAUCCAGCUCUUGUUGCUGUCCCAGGAAUUGAGGCAACAGGAUGGAUGGCAUGUUGAUGUCACAGGUAAGGGGGCAUGGAGGGGCACUCUGCAGCUCUCACCGCGCUCUCUGUGUCGCGGGGGGCGCUGCAAACGAUCCUGGCCUAUCGACCCCACCGUGGAAGCUCCAGGCCUCAUUGCUGCAGAUCCCAGUGAUUUUUCCCUCUGGCACAGCUACAGCCUUCUCCUGCAUACCUUUUUGGUGACACAGGUGCUCGGGGCCCCUCCUCGUAGCAUUUUGGUUUGGGGCCGUGGUCGCCGUCGCCGUCGCCAUGGUCCAUCCCACCUCAAAACCAAGGCUCCUCCGUGGGGCUGGUCCUUGUCUGCCUUUGGUUUCCAUCCUGGCCUCAAGGGUGACGUGCAGGUGAAAGGUACCUAA